UUCUGAUUCAAUGGAUGACGAUGAACAAAAUUCAGUGAAAGGUGUUGGAUACGUUACAUCACCUAAAUCAAGAAGUCCACCUCUUACUUCUGACAUGAUAAUUGAAAAGAGGUAUCAAAAUGAAGAAGAACCGGUUAAUUUGAAAACCACAAGUUUUAAACUCGAUAAUGAUCAUCAAACAGAUAAUGUAGAUGAAGCUAGUUCUCCUGAAUCGGAGAAUGAUUUAUCAUCAGAUGAUUCUCAUCAAGAAUGCUUUGAAAAUUAUAUUGAUACUGAGGACGAAAAUUUGAAACGAAGCAGACUGAGCCAUGCAAAUUAUUAUUUGAGCCAACAAAUUGGUUAUCUUAGAAGGACUCUAUAUCCAGAAACGAUCAAAAGAAAGAUGAAAUCUGAUGCACAAGAUUAA
This is a messenger RNA of Leptopilina boulardi, 406 nucleotides long. RefSeq lists its product as uncharacterized. NCBI's taxonomy places the organism in Eukaryota, Metazoa, Arthropoda, Insecta, Hymenoptera, Figitidae. The coding region runs from base 11 to 406 and encodes 131 amino acids. The record is from RefSeq and is a predicted model, not a curated record. The transcript is spliced from 4 exons.